UGCAGCCACUCCUCACAUUUAUGGAAAUCCGCCUCCACCGUUUACCUUUUUUCUUCUUUUUUUCCUCUUUACUACUUUGGUGUUUCUCUCUCAACCUUAGCCAUACAUAUCCCACAUAUCCCUUUGUUCUAAAAACCAAAGUUCAAAUUUUUUGUUAAACUUUAUUUUCUUUUUAGACACCGCAUCAGCAGCAUCAGCAGCAUCAGCAGCGCCAACAAGCUCACUUUCAAUCCACGACAGGCUUCAGCAAAACAUGCCACCCGUUAUUGCAUAUGCCAGAACCAAAGUGACCAGCUUAUUUGGACUGACCAACCCCACACAAACUUUGCCCGACAAGCUUGCCCAAGCUACAAAGCCUCAUGUGGACUCACCCAAAGUCAAAAAGCAACAGCAGAUUAAUUCCAGGCGCUCACCAACCAUAGGCGGCAUCCGCCGUAUUAUGAAGCGCGCGCACACGCCCGAGGGCAUGGUUGUGCACUACGAGUCCCGACUGCGCGCCUUCCUGGGAAUAUCUGAUACCGACAACAAUGGGGUUUCAGAGAUUGGCGGGUUUGAUGACAGCGAGUGGCAGAUGAUUGAGCAAGAAGAGGGAAUAUUCACGCCGUUUGAUAAAGACAUGCUGUUUGACGAGGAUGAUAUCGUGGUUUUGGGCCAGGCUUUGGCCCGCGUGCAGCAGCAGCAGGCGGAUGGCAGCGGAAGAGGCCGUAAUGGCCGCGCAAAUCCAGCUAUUACUGCCGGAAUUAGAAGCAGCCUGGUUACUGAAUGGGCUAUCCAGGACAGCUAUACUCGUCUAAUUGUGCACACCAUGUGUCGCUACUAUGGCCUGGUGUCCUUCAGCAACACCCUGGACAAUGGAAAGAAUGUCCUGCAUAUUUGCCACCCACGCUUCUUCAAGGACGCGGGUGAGGCGGAUAUUCCUUCAGUAACAUUCCACAAUUUCCUAUUCAACAGCAACAACCAUUAACUGCUUUGAAAUGGGGUUUUGACAAUUUUUCUUUUUCCUUAUUUGUAUUCUCUUUCAAUAUUUGUAUUAAAACCUCAUGUAAAAAAAUAAACAAGUAUAUAUAAUUAUUUCG
Kickxella alabastrina is the source of this 1076-nucleotide messenger RNA. RefSeq lists its product as uncharacterized. NCBI's taxonomy places the organism in Eukaryota, Fungi, Kickxellomycota, Kickxellomycetes, Kickxellales, Kickxellaceae. The transcript has a single exon. The record is from RefSeq and is a predicted model, not a curated record. Bases 254 to 964 code for a protein of 236 amino acids. Gene Ontology annotation, molecular function: nucleic acid binding.